Molecule: messenger RNA, 258 nt
Organism: Symbiodinium sp. CCMP2456
Lineage: Eukaryota; Dinophyceae; Suessiales; Symbiodiniaceae
Source: the annotation of a GenBank genome assembly
AUGGGAUCCACGGCGGUGCUCAAAGUGGUCGACGAGCAAACUCAGGGCAUGGACUUGGGAGCCAAGCGCCAGUGGUGCGCUGAGCACGGCCCGCGGCUUCACGACGAGGUUAGGGGCCUAUGGAGAUUCGCGGGCUUCAGAAAAUUACGGGGUCGUUAUCCUUAUCAUUCUACGGACACCGAUAUCGGGAACAGCCACAGGAUUGGGGCGAGUCCAAAACGAGGUUUGGGGCAGUUUGGGCUUAGACCUAGGGUUUAG